GCGGGGGCGCUGCACCAGGAGGUCGCCCGUUUCGGCCGAGGCCGCAGCGACCUGUUUCCACCCUCCCCCCACCCCCGAGCUUUCGAGCUCCGCCGCCGCUGCGGUGACUGUCAGGCGAGAUUGCUGUUGGCGGAGCCGGAGUGAGGGGGGUGGUGGGGUGGGGGGGGGGAGGGGUUUUUGUUGGUGUGUAUGUGUGUGUGUGAUUGUGCGCGCGGAUCUUCUUCACGGAGCCGGACUCCUGGCAGGCGGCAGGCCAUGGCGGAGCGGAGUGGGGAUGAAAGCCGGCACUGGAGCGAGGUUCAGCUGAGGAAGUACACCUUCGCCACCAAGGACAUCCCCAGGAUGUCCUACAGCGAUCCGCGGGUCGAGGCGCUAAUAGACAAUGAGGAGCCAGUAGUGUUGACAGAUACCAACCUGGUGUACCCAGCACUGAAAUGGGAUCUGGAAUAUUUGCAGGAGAACAUUGGCGAUGGGGACUUUUCUGUUUAUGUUGCCAACACGCACAAAUUCUUGUACUAUGAUGAAAAGAAAAUGGUUAACUUCAAGAACUUCAGGCCAAAGUCUAGACGGGAAGAGAUGAAAUUCAGUGAGUUUGUGGAAAAGCUUGGUAAAAUCGAACAAGAUGACAACAGGUAUUACUUACAACAAACACUGAAUGAUACAGUAGGGAAGAAGAUUGUCAUGGAUUUCCUGGGUUUUAACUGGAACUGGAUUAAUAAGCAACAGGCAAAGCGGAACUGGGGACAGCUCACAUCCAAUCUGCUGCUUGUAGGAAUGGCAGGAAAUGUCACGCCAGCACAUUAUGAUGAACAGCAGAACUUUUUUGCACAAAUUAAGGGUUACAAACGCUGUAUUCUCUUCCCACCUGAUCAGUUUGAUUGUUUAUAUCCAUACCCAGUUCAUCACCCGUGUGACAGACAGAGCCAGGUGGAUUUUGAAAAUCCAGAUUAUGAAAGAUUUCCUAAUUUUAGGAAUGUUGUAGGAUAUGAAACAGUGGUUGGGCCUGGAGAUGUUUUGUACAUCCCUAUGUACUGGUGGCAUCAUAUUGAGUCAUUGCUUAAUGGAGGAAUCACUAUUACAGUCAACUUCUGGUACAAGGGUGCGCCAACUCCAAAGAGGAUCGAGUACCCAUUGAAGUCCCAUCAGAAGGUCGCAAUUAUGAGGAAUAUAGAAAAAAUGCUGGGAGAGGCUCUAGGGGAGCCACAGGAGGUUGGGCCAUUAUUAAACAUGAUGAUUAAAGGCCGAUAUGAUUAAUCGUCAUCCUGUGGACUGUUCAACGACACUUGCUUGGAGUAAAUGGCGCCAGACUGAGCAUACUGUACACGAGCAUUACAUUAACAAAAGUGCAAGAACUCGUCCUCUUGUUCAAAGUUGGCUGCCAUUGAUCAUUGAAGUGAAUUUUUAUAUCCACCAUCCAUGUGCCUGUCAGACAGAAGAUUGACAACCGACAUCUGAUAUCAAUUGGUUGGCACAUUGCCCUGAAAACAUUAUAGCACUGAGUGUGUAUGUAGACCACUUUCCAUCAAUUUAUACAGUUUAAAGUUUCCUUUUGAAACAAAUACA
Messenger RNA from Carcharodon carcharias (great white shark), 1563 nucleotides. RefSeq names its product hypoxia inducible factor 1 subunit alpha inhibitor (gene hif1an). Lineage: Eukaryota; Metazoa; Chordata; Chondrichthyes; Lamniformes; Lamnidae. The coding region runs from base 190 to 1254 and encodes 354 amino acids. Gene Ontology annotation, molecular function: ankyrin repeat binding; peptidyl-histidine dioxygenase activity; [protein]-asparagine 3-dioxygenase activity. Gene Ontology annotation, cellular component: cytoplasm; nucleus. The record is from RefSeq and is a predicted model, not a curated record. Gene Ontology annotation, biological process: negative regulation of Notch signaling pathway; peptidyl-aspartic acid hydroxylation. The transcript is spliced from 8 exons.